AUGUCAUUCUGGCCAUUCGGACAAAAUUUGAAUCAUUCAGAUAUCAAUAAGAUAUUGGAUGAAUAUUUUCAAAUACUGCAUACCCUCGAGAAGGAAAACCCCCUCGUAAGAAAAGAGGCAUUGAAAUUCUUCAGUAAGAUAGACACAGAUUCUCAAAAUGUUAGUGCGAGUAUAUCAUCUGUGAAUUUAAGUGGUGAUGAGACGUGCAGUUCACUAGUACUUACCAAGAAUAUCUAUUUCAAUAAAAAUACAUUGUAUCCCACAAGAUCUGGUGGAGCGUCAGGCUCCAGCAGUACAAGUGGUUCACCAUUAUCAUCCGAAAAUUCUUCCGCAACUGAUUUGAAUUCAGAAGAUAUAAGUGAAACUACGACACCUUUAAAUGUGUCCAUCAAGAACUUAGACAACAGCUUUGUUGAUAGACUGAUAAUAGAUUCGGAAUUCUUAAAUGAAUUAACAAGACAAAAUUCUACAUUAUUGGAUUUCAUAUGCUAUGGAUUCUUUUUUGAUCCAAUCACAAAGGAAAAAGUUCAAAAUUUAGAUUAUCUGAUCGAUUCCUUACUUGCCUAUGUUGAUGAAAUACCAAUGGAGAUUGCAAAAACUGAAAAAAAAGAAGAAGUCAAGAUAUAUGCAACUGAUGAAGAAAAACAAACAGAGGAAGAACAAGCAGAAGCAGCAAACGAGGAACUUGCAAAUGAAGUACCAACGAGUUUGAGUAAAGCAACGAUAAUAUCUGAAGCAUUGGCAUUAGAUCUUUGGAUGUUAACGGAUGCUCUUAUCAAAAAUGAAUCAUAUCUAUCCAAACUAUGGUCUAUUAUUAGACACGAUGGUCUUGACUCUGAAAGUUCUUCUUUGGUUUCCAUCUUUUUAAAGAUAAAUCAAAAUUUAUUAUUUUCCAGAACAGAGAAUUAUAUUGCAUUUAUUUGUACUAAUCCGAAUUUAGUGGAUGAAAUUUUGGACCACAUCGAUGUUUCUAUGAUCAUGGAUUUUUUUCUGAAAAUAAUUGCCACAGAUAGAAUAGAAUCCCCGACUGGUGUUAUACAAUUAGUUUGUGACCAGAAGCUUAUAUAUAAGUCACUUCAAUUCCUUGAUAAUACGAAAUAUUCAUCGGAUGUUCAAUCAUGUUCUGGUGAUUUCUUAAAAGCAUUGAUCGGUAUAUCUGCAAAUGCACCAAUCGACGAUAUUGCAAUAGGACCAAAUUCAUUAACUAGAGAACUUGCCUCAAACGAAGCAAUUGAUAUCCUGAUCGACAUCAUAUUGAAUAAACGAGGUUACGCCCUAGACACAGCAGUAUCCAUUGUAAUAGAAUUAAUUAGGAAAAAUAACUCAGAUUAUGAUCAAGUGAAUCUCUUAGAAACUACAAUAAUUGACAAUCCACCAAUUGAUCGUGACCCAAUUUACUUGGGUUAUUUAUUAAAGAAAUUUUCCAUCAAUUUACCAAAUUUUCUAAAAAUUAUAGUCGAUAUUGAGACUGAUGAUUCCAUCCCUCUCAGAGAGAAUCAAUUGCAUGAAAAAUUUAAACCAUUAGGGUUUGAAAGAUUCAAGAUUGUAGAAUUAAUAGCAGAACUACUGCACUGUUCCAACAUGGGACUAAUGAACUCAAGGAAGGCUGAGAAAAUUGCUCUCAAACGUGAUAAAUAUAGAAAACGUGCAAAUAGUUAUGAUGUACACCAUACAUUAAGCAAUCUGUCAAUACGUGAUAAGAACUCUAUUACAACUCUUACAGGCAGUGAUUCGAAUGAUCUUAAAAGUAAUAAUGACAAUUCUAAUGAUUUUAACGAAAAUGAUGAUACAAAGGCAGUCAAAAAACCUAAAACCAAUAAUGACCCUAAUAUUAAUACCAGCAUCAAUGCAUCGGAAGAGCAGGAGGAAGUGAAUGAAGAAAGUGAUAGUAGUAUUGAAGAAAUUGAUGAAUCAUUCGAGAUACCUUAUAUCAAUGAAAGUCAAAAUAUGAAAUUACGAGAAUAUCCAACUAUGGGUGAUUUGUUUAAAAUAAGCCUUUAUGAUACUCAGGUAAUGCCCCAGAUAAUGAAGUUGUUUUUAGCGCACCCUUGGAAUAAUUUCUGGCAUAAUGUUAUAUUUGAUAUCAUUCAACAAAUUUUCAAUGGAAGAAUGGACUUUUCAUAUAAUUCGUUUCUGGUAUACUCUUUGUUCAACCUAAAGGGAUCUUUGCAAUACAUGCCGCCAGACGUCAUUGCGGGCAUAGAGAAUAUUGAAGAUGUGAAUUUUGCAAUUACGACGGAUUUCAUUUUGAAAGGAUAUCAUGAUUCAUUCAAAUUUUACGAAACGAGAAAAACAAAUUUGGGGUAUAUGGGCCAUCUAGUUCUUGUAGCUGAAGAAAUUAUUAAAUUUUCAAGGCUUUAUAAGGUUGAACUGAUAUCACCGGAUAUACAAGAAGCUACGGUUGACAAAGAUUGGAGAUAUUAUUCUAAUGAUGUAUUAAACGAGACUAGAAUCAUGUAUUCUAAGAUUCUUGGGGGUGGUACAUAUGUUGAUGAUGGGAACGGGAACAUCGUACCACAGUUAGCAACAGAUGGUACGCCUGAAGAAAAUAUGGGGAUCCCUUCAAGUGAUGAUCAAGAGUUCAAUACUAACUUUCAAGAAAUGAAAGAUGGAGGGGAACUCAUAAAUGUUGAAGCACUGGAGGAACAAUUAAUGCUAUCGACAGAAUCAGAUCUCCAUAACAAACUUCGUGAAAUGUUGGCAUCGCAAGGUCAAAAACAAGUAGAUGAUCGAAAUGCCAAAAAUGGGGUUAUAAUUCUUGGUCCACCUCCACAAGAGGAGGAAGAGAAUAAUGUUGAUGAAGAUGAUGACAAUCACUAUGCUUACGAUUAUGAUGAACCCAAAGGUGCUAAUGAGGAAUACGGAAGUUAA
Molecule: messenger RNA, 2871 nt
Organism: Naumovozyma castellii
Lineage: Eukaryota; Fungi; Ascomycota; Saccharomycetes; Saccharomycetales; Saccharomycetaceae
Gene: SAP155
Product: Sap155p
Exons: 1
Coding region: 1-2871 (956 amino acids)
Source: RefSeq, a predicted model, not a curated record